Schistosoma spindalis is the source of this 10354-nucleotide messenger RNA. The record is from the annotation of a GenBank genome assembly. Lineage: Eukaryota; Metazoa; Platyhelminthes; Trematoda; Strigeidida; Schistosomatidae.
GGUUCUGAAAGGUCAUUUACAAACGAGGUCUUCAUUUAUCGCGUCGAUGGCUUGCCAAUCGGUCUUGAUAGUUGCUGGGCGUAUUGACCCAGAAUCGAAUCAAGAGAAGCUAUCAAAGCUUCUUUACGAUGGCUUAUUGGCUGCAUUUGGUGAGGAUCUGGACAAGUUAGAUGCACAAUUUUUAAAUUGUUUAGCCAAGCCUGUGAAUGCAAUCGAUAGUAAAGAAUAUGGCUUAACAUUGGAGUAUGUUCUUAGUGAAAAUAUUUCCAUCCGUGUAUUAUUUAAUCCAACAUCAGAUCAAUUACGUUUUGGUUUACAAGAAGCACUGAGUCAUGUGAUUGUCAAUAAUAAUUCAGUUGUUGAAUACCCAGUGACUCCAUCAACAUUGGGUAAAGUUUGUAUGGUAUAUAAUGGUCAACUACAUGGUUUUACUGGUGAUUGGUUAUUACAAGAUUCAUCUUUCAGUGGAAACAAUUUACUAUUAUGGCUUAAUAGUGAAGAAGCUAUGAGUUGGUGGCCUUAUUUAAAGAAAUUUUCAAAUUUUGGUGAUCAAAUUAAAUUACAUAUUAUUACACCGAUUGCUGGUACUGGAACAUGUUGGCCAGUGGAUAAAUCUGGUCGUCCACAUACUGUACUUACACAAAUCAAUACUCGUAUGGCUAAGCUUGACAUUCUUAUUGAAGCCAGUUGGCGUUUGAAUGGGAAACCAUUAAAUAUUCAUGGAAAUUUAUCUGGUUUUGAAGGAUUACGAUCAUUUGUUGAUCAUAUCAUACAUCAACAUCCGAUUACUACAAUACAAUCUGAUUUAAAUAGUAUAUCAACUGGUACUGCAUUAAAUACUACACGUCCUGUAAUCUAUGUAUACCCAGGACAUGGAAUAGCAUCACAAUCAUGUGCUUUAUUUGCUAUACAAGGUUUUACAGCACUUUUAGGUGGAAGUUAUACAUCACAAACAAUUCCGAAUUGGUGGUCAAUGGUGAAGCAUUUACCAAAAUUAGAUGUUACUCUUCUUCCUGAUUGGUGUCCAUCAAGUAUUUUGACAUAUCGAUUCAUGACGCAAUUAUCAAAAUCUGGACAGGAUUCAAUUGGUAUAUUGGGUGAAAUAUUAGUGCCACCGGGAAAUACCUCCUCUACAGAAGGAUUGUCCGAUAUAUCCACUGGUUUAAUACUAACUCCACCUUCACUUAUAUCAGGUCCUCAUCAAGGAACUUGGGCUUCAUCAUCUAACUCUUCAAAUGACACCAUCCCUUCUUCUGUAGUUCUUUAUUCAAAGUUGGGUUGGGGUGAAUUAAAACUACAACCUUUGUCACAUCGUUCUGGUCUUGCACUUAUAUGGGAAUCAGUUGUACACGAUUUUACUUCACAGCAACCUUUGUGCAUUGUAAUGCCAUCUGUAUUACCAACGAACACUAAUCCAGUUCAAAAUUUGACACGAUUUAUUAAGGGAUUAUGCCAAAUUCCACAACUUUCUGGUCCAACAUCAAAUCGUACUAUCAAAUCAGCUGUUAAACUUGGAACGAAACAAUUAGUGCGAGCUCAACCUGCACGUCCUUCUAAACCUACUUUACAUACAACAGGACAGAAAGAGACAAUUACAUCAAAAACAGUUAAUUCUGUAAUGAAUGUUAAGCCAUCACCAACUAGACCUAUUUCAUCAACUCCUAAUCAUAAUCAACGAACAACGACUACUACUCCAUUGAAGACACCAUCAUUAGCAGGAAAUCAAUUGAAAAAACCAAUUAGUGAGAAUACAGCUAACUCUAAAUUAAUGAAUAAUUCCCAUGGAGUUGAUUCUCAUCAAAAACGUCCAUUAUCUUCAGUAGACACAAAGAAGACAUUUAAUACAUCGAAACCACAUGUUCCAACAACGAAAUCUGUUAAUGGUGAGUUGAAAACAACUAAUCGGCCAUUGUCUGGGCCUAAAACAACACCGCUAGGCAAACCGAAGACUACUACUACUACUAUGGCAGAACGUUUGACAGCACAUUCCAAUCUUGUUAACCAGCAUGGAUCAAAAGCUCCUCCUCGUAAAUCAGAGCCAACAACACACCUAUCAAAUAAAUUACAAACAAAGAAGGCUUCUAAUUUAAAUGUGACAAGUAAUCGUGUACCAAACGCUAAACCUAUUAAAGAAGAAUUAGAAACAAUUGAACAGACGGCAGAAUUGCUUAAUUCCUCCUUACCCCCUGUGACACUUCAGAAUAUAUCACUUAAUAAUGAAUUAACACCAGUCGAUCCAAUGUUAAACAGUUUGAUGAAAUCAUCUAUACAUGAAAACUCAGAAAAUCAUUUAGACAAUUUAUCACUAACAAAUCAGUUUGUCAUGGCAGAUAAUGAACACAUCAUUUCAACAGGAACAUCAUUACAAAAGGAAGAAGAACCACUAGAAUUAGUAGAACAGCCACAACAUGAAGUAGAAGAAAAAGAAGAAGAGUAUAAAGUACAUAAAGUGUUAAAAGAAAAUCAAAUGCUGGCGGAAGAAUCCGAUGAGCAAUUGACUAUUGACUUAGAAUGUGAAUUAAAACCAGCUACUCCAUUAUCGUGUGAUGACUCAUUAGCCGAAAGUGAAGAAGUGGAAGACGAGGUGGUGGAAGAAGAAGAAGAAGAACAUGAUCACGAAGUAGUAGAGAAGGAAAUGAAUUCUUAUAAUCUAAAUCAAUAUGAACAAAAUCAAGUAACCGAAGAUGGAAUGGUAUCUUCAUUAGGAUUUCAUGAUAUGCAAUCUUAUAAAACACCAUUUGAUACUCCAUUUGAUGUAGAUGUUACAGAAUCACCAACUGUUUUUGAAACUGAUGUUAAUAAAUCUGUAGGUAAUAGUGUAGUAAUUGAACAAUAUGAAUCACAGCAUUUAGAACAAAAAGUAAAAGAUGAAUUAAAUAGAAAUGUUGAUAUCGAAGAUAACCAAACCUAUGUGAAUCAUUUACAGGAAGAAUCCUUACCAUUCACUGUCAACAAACAGUCACCGGUCGAAAAUUCUCACGAUGUAAAGUAUUUGACAGAAAUGCAAGAAACGGGACAAAAUGAUAAUAUUAUUGAGUCUGAAUUCAAUGUAAAUAAUGUUUUAAAAGAACAACAGGUUGCUGAACGCACCGACGAAAAUUUCCAAGACGGAGGUGAACAGCGACGACUAGAGGAGGAGUUUAAUUUAGGCACUCAAGACUUAUCAUAUGAAAAAGAAGAUAUUAUUGACCAUCAUUAUGACAACUCUGUGAGUGUUAUAGGAAAUGGUUUAUCUCCGUUGACCAAUAAAACAUUGAAGUUGGACGAACAAAUGUUCCCAUGUAAUGAUGAUGCUUUUGUAAGUACACCAGGUGAAAUGGAUAAUUCCUUUGAAAAGAUACAAAGUCAACGACCAAUAGAAGAAGGAUACUAUGAACAAAGUAAACAGUAUCCAGAUGAAGAUGAGGCAAUACAAAUAGAAGAUAGAGAAAAGUUGACAAGCUACUCAGUUGAUCAUUCGCAAGAUGAAUUAUCCUCAUUCCAUGCUGUAACAGAUAUUGAUGCUAAUAUAACUAGUGAUUUGAUGCCUGAUUUUACUGAUUCUCGAUUUAGUAACUUGACAGAACAACCUCACUUUAAAGAAGAAGAGGAAUCUGGAAACGAAGAUGAAGGUGAAAUACACUAUCAGCCACAAUCAACAGAAGAAACGUUUAAUGAAAAUAUGCAGGAUGUACAAUGUGUCCAAAGUGAACAAAUUACAGAACAUUUCAACGAUACUACAAGUCAGUUACAGGAUCAACUAUCUCCAUCCACUUUUGAGAAAGAGGUAGUUGAAGAGCCUCAUGAAUUACUACAGUCCUCAAAUAACUUAGACACAGAACAAGAAGUAAUUGGAGAAGCUGAUGAGAACGAAACUGAGCCUAAAAUAAUUGAUUCAAAUAAAAUUGAAGGAGUAAACAUUGUCGGAUCAUCUGAUUUUCUCACAGAAGUUAUUCCUUUAUCUAAUGAACAGAAUAAUUUGCAUAUCAAUCAACCUUAUAGUUAUGUACCUGAAAAUUAUUCACUUCAAAAUAAUGAUGAUGAUAAUAAUGAUGAUGAAUUGACCAAAUUUUCACGAACUGAUGUAGUAAAUGCAAUGAAUAAUGAACCUGUUUACAAUCAAACACACAUCAAUCUCAUUACUGGUGAACAAACACAUUUAACACAGACUGCAGAAGGUGAAGAAGAAGGAGAAGGUGAAGAACAAGUUACUAAUCUUGAUAAUAUACAAUAUCAUGAUGAUGUUAUAGAUCAUUCUUCUCAUACACAUUUAGAUGAAGAAAGUGAGGAAGAAAAACUCGAAAAAUCAUAUACAUUACUAACGGCAAAUUCUACACAGAACUACAUACCUAAUUCCAUUGAAAAUGAUUAUGAACAAAAACAUGAACAAUAUCUACCAGAUCAAGAAACACCUAUUGAUAUGAAUGAUCUACAAUUGGAUCAUCAUAAACAAAUUGAAGAAACUCAUUCAGAUAUUGAUGAAAUGGAAAAAGAGUUUGUCAUACCAUAUCAACAAAAACAAAUCAAUAUUGAAUGUGAUGAAUCCUCUUUAAGUCAUAAAAAUAUUGAUGACAAUAUGAAUUAUAAUAUGACAACUGAUGAAUACAAUAGAACAAUGAAUUCUUAUGAAAUUCACUCACAACAAGAUAUUGAAUCAAAGGUUGGAAAUGUUUCUCUAGAACAAGAUGCUCAAGAGGAUGAGAUGUUACCAGAUCAUUCAUUACUUAGUACAGCAAUGAGUUAUCCUGGUGAUCCUACUAAAUAUCAAGUUGAUUCAAGUACAGAUCAAAUAAUAAAUAAUAUUCAAACUCUAGAAGGAUUUCCAUACAAUAAUCAUUAUUUGUCAAAUGAAAGAAAAGUCGAAACAAAUGAAAUUGACGAAGAAUCAUAUCAAAAAGUAGAUUCAACAACUUACGAAGAAUCCCAUAUUGUUAGUCAUGAUAUACAUAAUGAUAUUGAUAGUCCUGUUGACAUUCACUCGAAUUCAUACCAAGAACUAAAUAACUCAUUGCAUAUAGAUACUGCAACAAAUGUUGAAGGUCAUCACCAACAACAAUUUAUUAGUCCUGAUUCAGAAAUCUUCGAUAAUUCAACCAUACAAGUGCAGCAACACUAUGAAGAACGUGUACAGGAAUGUGAACAUCAGCAAGACGAACAGCAUUCUGAAGCUGAUUUAUUAAUUUCCAGUCUAAAUCGUUCAGUCUCACCAAAUUACAACAUUGUCAGUUCAACACAACAACAUUCAAAUGAAGAAGAAGAAGAAGAGGAUAGAGAUUAUGUUGGGGAUGAUACUGUUGUGUAUCACAAUGAUGCGGUAAUAAUGAGUAAAGAGUCAGAAAUAGAUACUCAUCAGGAUCAGCAUUAUCAACAAUUUGAUGUAGAUGAAAAACUGCUUGAGAAUUCUACAUUAAAUGGAUUUUCAAACUAUUCUAACGCCGUCCACGAACAACAACACCUUUAUUCAGAAAUCCCGACUGAUGACAGUGAAGAAACAAUGAUGCAGAGAAUGACGAUGAUGAUGUCAACAAAUGUUGAUGUAAAUAAUAACGAUAAUGAUGAAAUCACAAAUGAUACUACUACUACUAAAAGUGGCAAUAGUCACGUCAAUUUAGAGCAGCAGUAUUUCAACGGAAACACUAUUUAUCAAACAAAUGAUAAUGUAAACGAUAUCGAUCAUUCCAUGCAUAUCACUCCAACCACUAAUCACCAUCUUCAAGACAGUGAUAGUGUAUAUACAAACGGAUAUAAUGUCUGUGCCAAUGGUAAUGAUUAUUCCAACUUGAAAACAAAUGAGAUCAAUGAAAAUGGGAAUCAAGAUGAAAUCUAUCAGAAUCAAUGGAAUAAGAAUAAUAAUCAUUAUCUUUCAGAGACAGCAAUUGAUGAUAUGAACUUUUCAAAAGAUUCAGCAAGUGAUUAUAUGAAAGCAACACAUAUGACACAUUCAUGUCAUGAAGAAGAAGAUGAAGAACGUUCAUCAUAUAUGAUCAUGACUACAACUCCACCACCAUCUGCUACAUCUACUACAGCUACUAUUACUACUCCAUCAAAAGAGAUGGAAAACUUUGGUAAAUUUUUCAUUGAUAAAGAUCAAUUUUUACAAAAUAUACAUCAGAAUACAUCAUCUCAUUGUAGUCCAAGUGAAGAAAAAUUUGAUCCAUUAAAAGCUUGGGGUCAUCCAUUGGGUUUACCAGCACCAGUUCCGCCAACUACAAAUCAUUCAAAAUGUAAGUUUAUGAUUAUGUUUAUUAUCUUUUUUUUUAUUUUAUUUUGUUAUAAGUAGUAUAACAUUCUAGAUAGAAAGUAAAAAAAAAAAUGAUUAAACUUAUUGAGAAUUAUUAGCUUUUGUGAUUAGAAAUAUUUGAAUUGGAUAGCAACUAAUUUCGAGACAUCAACUUGAUUCUCUAAAAUCUUUCAGAAUUCAUUCUUGUGUCUUUACUCAACAUGAUGAUGUGGUUUUUUAAUUUUUUUUCAGUCUGAAAAUUCUUGAAUAUACUGCGGUUUUAGAAAUAAAUAAAAUGGAUACCUACUAAAGCUGAGUCAAGUAGUUUUACAUCAGCAUACUAUGGAGCCGCCUACUAUUUAUGCUGUCAUUAAGUUACCUCAAGAAAAUGUUUUAUUCGAUUACCAUUCUCUAAGAAGCUAAAUGAUUUGAUUAUUAGUAAGGGUUGUGGAGAUAGUUGAACUUCAUUGAAAUCAUGAAUUGAUUCAAUUUAGACCACCAUUGAAAUCCAUGUCAGGAGUGAAGCAGUUACCAGCUGAAGACAUUGGGAAGUUGUCACGCAUUGUCGUGGAUUGAUUAAAGUUAUACACUAACUCCGUUGGAUGUCGGCCCAGUGAUUAGGUUUUUUUGCGUGAGACCGAAGUUUCUUGGCUCGAUUACCGAGUGCGGGGUCAAGGAAUCGCACUACUGGGGAGUUCUCUACUAAGACGAAACAACAAUUCAGUGCUUCCAGUUUUUCAUUGGUGGUCUAAUAUUGAUCAACUAAUGAUUUCAAUAAAAAUAAACAAUUUGAAUCCUAAAGCUUUAAGUCUGUAUAGGCAACACCAACAACAGAAUAGAUUUCAGAAAGAAAUUAGCUUUUAAAUUUUAUCCACAAUUGACUGACAGUUUGUUCUGUUGACAUUUGCAUGUAAGUGACUUUUGUCAUCGAUUUUGGCGUCAUUAUCUUCACUUUUAUUUUAUAAGUAACUUUAUUAAAAUUAAACUGAAUGUCAGUUUUGUCCCAAGGGGGGGAAUUUUUCUGUUGAUAAAUAUUUUUUCUUUCACUAUAAUAUGCUUUUUGUUUUACUCUUAGAUACUAGUAAAAAGAACUGUCUACCAGAUUUAAGGAAUAUUGAUAUCAUAUUAUGUCUAUAGCAACAUUUUUCAAGGUUUUGUUUUUUUUUUUCUUGAUGAAUCUAUGUCAAUUCAUUGACUUCUAAUACAGUCGGUAAUAUUUCUCAAUUAAAAUUAGUUGGUAUUAAAUUGAAUUUGGGAAUUGUGUAUUUUUCUUCAUUCAAUUUUGUUUCUCUCAUUGAUGAAGAGUUUUCUUUAAACUGUCAUUCAUCAGUCAUUAAAUCUGCUUUCAGAUGAAUAUCAUCUUAAAACUUCAACAUUUUCCCCUAUGAAACUCGGAUUAUACUUCUAGACUAAAUCCCAUAGAAUUUCAAAUGUGAAGACAGUUUGUGUGUGUGUGUGUGUGUGUUGGGUUCCUCACUUAUUCCUAACUGGAAUUAUUCACGUUUAAACAUAUGAAUUUCUUUUGUUAUUUAUAAUUGUUCUAGCCUGUAAAUUAAUCGAUAGUUUACAUUAUGAGCAUUGGUUUCCAGUAGAGUACCUAAUUGAAAUUAUCUUUUAGUAUAAAAGAGCUCAUUUGUUCCACUUUCAUACAGUUUUUAAUCAAUAGCCACUCUCCAAUAGUCUACAUCUCGAUUGUACUAUCACUUUUUCAUUAAACAUAAGCUUUACUUAAAUCCUGAACUCGAUUGUCUUCACAUAUUACAGCUUCUCACUAGAUCAUUUUGUAUAAUCUACAACUUUAUAUGGUUUUAAAUGUGUUAGAUAAACAUAUUUUGAAAUGCUUCAUAAUUUCUAUUCGUAUUCUUCAAAUGAUGUGUCAAUUCAUGAGGGAAGGUGUCAUGUUUAAACGUUACAAAUGUUUACUUGAUGAUACAUUGUUUCUAUUCGUAUCUAAAAUUAAUUGAAUAUGACGAAAUCACUCAUGAUCAAGAUCACAUUUAUCUACCUACUCAUUUAUGUUGCUAACGUCAUUGUGAUUAUUAUUAUUAUUAUUGUUACCAUGGUUACUAUUGAACAAUUUUUAUCGAACUCGUACGAUAGCGACUUGUCGAGGUCACUGGCUUUUUUUUUUCAAAAAAAAAGCUCAACAGUAUACAAAAAUGUGUAUUACAAAUUAUUGAAUACAGAUUUAAACAUAUGUAUGUGAAUUAACACGCACACACACACAAACAGUUGAGAGGUUUACAUUGGUUAUUCAAAUUUGAUGUCCUUUGGAAAAUAGUUAGAAAGCAUAGGGUACCGGACAACAGUUUUGUAUUAGUUUAAAAUAUCUAGUCAGUAAGUAUUUACAAAAUAAAAAUAAGAAAUCUACUGUUCGAACUUGUGAUCUCGUGGUUAGAAGACUAACUAUGUACCAUACAAAUAUUAAGCUUCAGUUUAUUGCCAACAUAUCGGGCAAUCUUUACUCAACUUCAAUGAGCCUAGCUAUUUAGUGCUCUUCAGUUUUCAUGAGUAUAAGUUAACAUAUACAUUACUUAUGUUAGCUAGAAGAGAAACAAAAUGAAUGGAUAAAUCAAUACAUGGAAUUAAUUUAUCAAAUCGUUGUCUACUAAUUUAAGAGAUCAGUAUGCACAAAUUUCCUGUUCAAGAUCAAUGAAUUCUUAUGGAAACCAUCAAGUGACACUAAAAUCUGUGAGCGAUAAAGCAGGUGUUGUUACGUCCUCUACUUUAUUACAGCAGAAUACAAUAUACAGCUAAAGGUAUUCAAACGUGUAGAACCCCACUGUCGCAAAUCAGAAGACGGAGGAGGUAGAAGUAGUGAUUAUUAAAUAAGAAUAAAAAAUGGUUAUUAAUAGUUAUUAGCGUUGGUUAUAACAUCAGCUUAUCCGCAAGGAGGCAAAUUAUACUAUCAUCCAAUUGUAGUAUGCCACGUUAAUAUCCUUAAAAGCUCCAUCAAGCGCUAAUCGGAUGAAAACUCUCCAGUUCUUUUAGAGCCUCUUGAGACUUUGUUAUGCUUCCCGAAGCCGUCCAAACAGAUGUAUUCUUCUGUUCUCUUUUGAGAGAUCUGGAAUUUCAACAUUGUUCUAUCUGGUUUCCCAAACUUAUGUUUUUUUCUUUGAAUAUAUUGUGCUACUAUUACCUGGAAAUCUAGUUAGUUUUCCUUAUGUGAUAUGUAUGGUGGUGGUCACUUAAACUAAUAAUAAUAUCAGUAAUUGAAAUCAUGAGUCAAUUGAAGCUAGACCACCAUAGAAAACUUGGAAGCAUUGGACGACCGUUUCGUCCUAGUAUGGGACUCCUCAGUAGUACGCAUCCAUAAUCUCGCCCCCGCGAGAUUCGAACCCAGGACCUAUCUCCACAAAACCCCUUCUGAUAAUAAUAAUAAUAAUAAUAUGUUUAACAUUGAUCGAUUGUUGAAUCAUGAUUACUCAUACUUCAGUUGUUUGAUAAAACUCCAGAAUAAAGCAACUAUCCAUUGGGAUUUGAUUUACAGUAAUUUUUAAUUUUAAAUAAAAAGGAAUAUUCAUUCGUACUAGUAAUAGUUGGAUGAAAAUUUGAUUUGCUACUAAGUAAUGACAGGAUUCAAUUGUUUUCUUCCAGUCUUGUACAGUAUGUAUUUGUAUGUCUAUCUCCAGGUAUGUGUGUGUACGUGUAUGUAUACUUGCGUUUGCGCAUAUCGGUUUCUCCGGAAUGAAAUUGGAAUGAUCCUUCUUAACAAAAAUGAAAUAAUUAGUAUAUGAUAAAAGUUCUUGUUCAUUAAUUUGAUUUACAAAAAAAACAACCUCUUACCAGUGAAUUCGAAUAACAUGGAAUAGUCAUGGUAAUUAAAAUGAAAAAAAAAAACAACAACAACCAACUAUUCAUUGUUAUUGUUAUUUCGAUUAGUCAGCACCAUAUUGAUUUCUGUCUAUUAUACAUGUAUAUGUCUGUUGUUAUAGUCUAUCCCUUUUAUGUGUGUACGUGUAUGUCUCUGUGUAUGUAACUGAUCUUAUGGAGGAGUGUGCGUGUAUGUACCCAAAUUUUUGUAUUUGUAUGUCUCUAUGCAUGAUUAAUGUGUCUUUUUUUACCUUAAUCUUAUUUAAUAAUAAUCAUUCAAAUCACCUGUCCAUCUAUCUAUUUGUUUAUGUCUUCUAUUUAACUUGUUUAUUUGUAUUUUAU